AUGAUAUCCACGCGCCCGGUUCUUCGUCGACUUGCCCAGCCGCUGGCUCGGCCUGCUCGGUGUAACGUUAUCCGAUUGUUUACGACGGCGUCCCCUCGCCCGUCCGCUGCCGCUGUUGAAAUCCAGCCGCAACAAUUGGAUCAGCCGCCUUUCCCUAUCCCCGGUCCGGUCCAUGUUAGGCAAGAAGCUCCCAUCCAAACUACUAAGAAUACCCUCCGUGAUGCCGUCGCGGCAACCCAACCGAGGAAUGACUGGACGAGGGAUGAGAUUGCGGAAAUCUACGACCAUCCGUUAAUGGACUUGGUGCAUCAAGCGAGUCUCGUUCACCGUCGGUUUCAUAACCCGGCCGAAGUGCAACUAUGCACGCUGAUGAACAUCAAGACCGGCGGAUGUACGGAGGACUGCUCAUACUGCGCGCAAGCUACACGAUACCAGAAGGGUACAGGGUUACAGGCGAAGAAAGUCGAGUCGGUCGAGUCGGUGCUGGAAGCCGCACGAGCAGCUAAAGCAAACGGUAGCACGCGAUUCUGCAUGGGAGCUGCAUGGCGCGACAUGCGCGGGCGCAAGAACAGCCUUCGGAAUAUCGCCGAGAUGAUCAAGGGAGUCCGAGCUCUCGGCAUGGAGGCGUGUGUCACGCUAGGUAUGAUCGACUCUGAGCAGGCAAAGGAGCUGAAAGCCGCCGGAUUGACAGCGUACAACCACAAUGUCGACACGAGCCGCGAGUUCUACCCGUCUAUUAUCUCUACUCGCACUUACGACGAGCGAUUACAGACUCUCGGCCAUGUGAGAGAUGCCGGCAUCAACGUCUGCUCCGGUGGUAUUCUCGGCCUCGGCGAAACAUCGACGGACCGUGUUGGUUUGCUGCACACCGUAUCGACGCUUCCCACCCACCCAGAGAGCUUCCCAGUAAAUGCUCUGGUACCUAUCAAAGGCACACCCCUCGGAGACCGCGAGCCGAUCGAUUUUACAAGCAUGCUUCGAACUAUUGCUACAGCUCGAAUCAUCAUGCCGGCCACUAUUGUUCGAAUUGCUGCUGGGAGGAAGACUAUGUCAGAAGAGAAGCAGGCGCUAUGCUUUAUGGCUGGUGCGAAUGCUAUAUUUACUGGCGAGAAGAUGCUGACAACGGAAUGCAAUGGCUGGGAUGAGGAUAAGGUCAUGUUCGACCGAUGGGGUUUGGAACCUAUGAAGAGCUUUGACAAAUCUCCGCCGCCUUCCAUCAACAACUCAUAG
This is a messenger RNA of Daldinia caldariorum, 1230 nucleotides long. RefSeq names its product biotin synthase. Gene Ontology annotation, cellular component: mitochondrion. Bases 1 to 1230 code for a protein of 409 amino acids. The transcript is spliced from 4 exons. NCBI's taxonomy places the organism in Eukaryota, Fungi, Ascomycota, Sordariomycetes, Xylariales, Hypoxylaceae. Gene Ontology annotation, molecular function: 2 iron, 2 sulfur cluster binding; biotin synthase activity. Gene Ontology annotation, biological process: biotin biosynthetic process. The record is from RefSeq and is a predicted model, not a curated record.